This is a messenger RNA of Elaeis guineensis (African oil palm), 2334 nucleotides long. RefSeq lists its product as uncharacterized. Lineage: Eukaryota; Viridiplantae; Streptophyta; Magnoliopsida; Arecales; Arecaceae. The record is from RefSeq and is a predicted model, not a curated record.
GUCAUUCUAACCCUCUUUUCUGGAAUCUGAUAUCCAAGGUUUAAAUAAUUUGGGUAAGGGUUAUUGUGGGCUAAGGCUUAAAAUGCUCAUACCAGACAGUACUUCAUGGUGAAAGAUUCGAUUAAGCCACUUGGAUUUCACCUCUCGACAAGAAAAGAUAACCCUACGAGGAAAGGAACUGCUGACAAUACAUGCCAUGGGUGCUUUAGAAGAAACCUUCCUCUCAAGCCAGCGGUUUUUUCAUUGUGGGGUUUCCUCGAGCAGUUACUUGUAUAUACCUAUCUUGAACUCAAAUCUCAGAAGAAUCAGGUGCUAACUUAGCAGAACAGGUUUUGCCAUUCAAUGCAACUAUAUAUCCAUCUCUCCAUCACGGUGGUCCGAUGCAUCCAUCAAUACUCUUGAGGCUUCCAUUUUUUUCCCCUCUUCCUAUCCUUACCACAGAAUUUUUGAAGUAGGCAUGGCCAAUCAACCUGGAAGGCGGCAGCCAUUUCGCUUCUGGUACUGGGCCAACCCCACACAAACUGCACGCCCACCUCGACGGCCGGCUGCCCGUGGUCCAGCAAGAACACCAUCACCGUCAGCAGCAACACCGUCACCGUCCAGGAGGCCUUCAAGGCUACCUCCAGCAACUUUGACAGCUCCUUCACCAACCAAAGAAGCCACCCAGCCCCAAAAGGAAGCAGCAACUCAGGAAGUCUCUCCUGCCCCAUCUUUAUCUACUGCACCUGUCUCACAACCUGAAUCACCCACCAAAAAGCCUGUAGAGCCCGAAGCACAAGAUUCUGGGCCUACGGUUGGGGCCUUGUCUCAGACCACCGAGCAACCCCAACCCGAACCGGCUUCCCAGCCACCUGGCGCUGGAAGCCAGACCACAGAGGUCUCGGAGCCUGAAACAGUAUCUGUUGAUAUUGUUCUUGGCACGACUCCUACGCAAGAUGCUAUACUUGAAACAGAACCCAAGGAAAUCAUAGAAGAAAAAUCUAUAACAAGCGAAGAACAAGAAUCCAGAAAGGAACUGCCCCCAGUAGAAGAAAAGCUCCAAAUAGAUACCAAAUCGACACAAGAUAGCGAACCUUCCCGGUUGCCAUCGAUGGAACCUGAAGAAUCAACAGAAGAGAAACAACCUCCCCAAAUCCCACAACAAAAAGAAAAGCCUGAAGAAGUGAUGAAAAAGACGGAACCUGAAGAACCAAUAGAAGAAAAACAACCUUCCCAGAUCCCACGAGAAAAAGAAAAACAUGAAGAAAUUAUUGAAGAGAAGCCAAAAACAGACUUGGAAGUGAUAAAAAAGACAGAACCUAGAAGCCCCAAGUCAGAAACUGCAUCUGAAGAAAAUAAACAUGAUGAGCCUAAAACAGAACCAGAAGCACAGCCUGCCGAGAAAUCAACUUUGUCUGGUGAUGAGUCGAAGGAUACAACUGAAAUCCAGAUAUCUGUCACUGAACCUCAUUUCGAAGAACCCGAACCGCAUCUAGACACACGUGAGGGCGUGACAGAACCUAGAACCACUGUGAAGCAGACAUAUCUGGAUGAGCCCAAGGGAAGGGAGAGCGUUAUGGGGACUACAAGAAUCCCAUGGGCUUCACCAUCCCAUGGAGAACGAGCAAGCUUUCAUAAAGAGAUCAACGAGGGCAUUUCCACAUUGGUCCAAAAGCUGAAACUUGGGCAGUCGCAGCAGCUGGGGAGUGAGAGCGCGGUGAGUAUCAUAACCUUAGCAGGUGAGAACAAGGGUGCAACCAUGUUUGUAGGACAUGAGACCACAAGGAAGGAAAGCGUCCAACACAUUAACAAGAAAGCGGAGGCAAGCAGUGGUAAUAAAGAUGUUCAGAAGCAGAUGUUGAAUCAUACAGAUAAUGAAAAUCCAGCAAUCACUGCAAGCAUUAAUAGCAAUGUGCAAUCCAUCAACAACUCAUUGCUCCAUGAGAGUUCCUGUAGUGAAGAAGAUCCUGGCGUUCACCUGGUUCUCUCUGUCAAGCCAAGUGAGCUUGCCAAAUCGAAGGAAAAGGUUGAAUCUAGUGCUGCGAGCAAAGCCUCAGCCAAAUGACACCUAUCAGCGAAAUAUCAGGAGGGGGUGUCUUUAUAGGACUUCUCAUGGUAGCUGUGUGGAGAAAAGGUAAAGGUGGAACAAGAUGCAAAGCAUUCCAAAGAGGGUAUUAGCAGAGCAUGAAAAAGAUAUUAGAAAAUAUUGAUGCUGUCUUCUCAUUGUAAUUAUCAGACUGCAACUAUUACAGCAACUACCUUGGCUCCCAAAUAUAUAUAAAUUGUUUAUUCCACUUAUUGAAAUAUUAUUGUAAAUUACAUUUCUAUACAUUAUAAAUGUAAUUCAGAUAUCUC